ACCAUUCUCUCUCACUCCUGAAUAAUUAUAAAUAAAAAGAUAUUUUUACCUCUCUCAAAUCUAAAAAUGGAAGCAGACAACCGCCGGCCUUGAUUCCGUCGCCUAUUACAAAAAAGCAAGCAAUUUGAAAACUAAACUCAAAGAAGCUGAAAUUUGAUAGUAAUUACUCAAGUAAUUAGUGAUAUGUUAGACCUAAUUAAUCUGAUGUCAAAUUAUACGGAUGAAAACGGAAACUGUAAACAGUUACUAGACGGUCAAUUAGAAUAUUCCGGCGCUACAUCCAAUUCAUCUGUGGUAAAUGCGGAUAACAACGGCGACGAACAGCACUCCUAUUCGUGUUCGGAUCGCGGUUAUAAGUUCGAUAUUUUGAAACCGAGUAAUCGAGAAGAUGAUGAUGAUGAUGAUAAUGAUGAUUUAAGGUCAAGGAAUGUGGUAACUGAGCAACUGCUGUUUCCGGAGAUUUGUGGCGGAGAUGAUCAGAAGGAAUUUAUGUUAAGGCAAAAGCAGCAACAUAAGCAGCAGGUUAGGAAGAGUAGGAGAGGACCUAGGCCUCGUAGUUCGCAGUAUCGUGGUGUUACGUUUUAUCGCAGAACUGGAAGAUGGGAAUCGCAUAUAUGGGAUUGUGGGAAGCAAGUUUAUUUAGGUGGAUUUGACACUGCACAUGCUGCUGCAAGGGCGUAUGAUCGGGCCGCAAUUAAGUUUAGGGGACUUGAUGCUGAUAUUAAUUUUAAUAUAAGUGAUUACGAGGAAGAUCUUAAACAGAUAAAGAACUUGACAAAAGAAGAGUUUGUGCAUAUUCUUCGCCGCCAGAGCACCGGGUUCUCUAGGGGAAGCUCAAAAUAUAGAGGAGUUACCCUGCAUAAGUGUGGUCGAUGGGAAGCCCGAAUGGGGCAAUUUCUCGGGAAAAAGUACAUCUACCUUGGCUUGUUUGACAGUGAAAUAGAAGCUGCUAGGGCUUAUGAUAAAGCUGCUAUAAAAUGCAAUGGAAAAGAAGCAGUCACCAACUUUGAGCCCAACUCAUAUGAGGGGGAGUUACCUUCCGUCACCGAUAAUGAAGCCUACAUCCAAACUGUGGAUUUAAAUUUAGGUAUUGCUCCUCCCUCUUUAACAGAAGGUAGUAACAAGGCAAAUGACAACUUGGGGACCUUGCACGAAAUCAAUAGUCUUCUUGGCGACAUGUCUGAAGGUGGAAGAACAAUGACAAAACACUCGACACCCUUGACAUUGGCAACUCAAAUGUCUCAUGCCCACCCUCCUAACCAGAAUGGUGUUGUGACUACUGGUUUAUUCCCUAUUUACCAGGGAACAGCAACAGAGAAGAGAAUGGGAUCUCCUCCAAAUUGGGUAUGCCCGGUUCAAGGUCCAUACACAGCUCCCCUCUUCUUUGCUGCAGCAUCAUCAGGAUUCGGUAAUACAACAAACACUGCUUCAUCAUCAUUAUCAGCUGCUGCUCAUUAUCAACCGCGAAUUCACCAUCAUUACAAUUCGUCCAUUAAAAGUACUGGUGACGUGCCCCAUUAUUAUUACUUUAAACGUUGAACAUAGAGAACACUAGUACACUACUUAGAUUAAGCGACACAUGGUGAUAUGAUUCAUUUUAUAACACGUGAUAGGCAUUGGAUUGACAUAUUCUUGUAUACAACUUUCUAAAUCGUUUGAUAAGUUCAGGGACUAUGCCAAUGAAAAACCUUUAAUCCUUGCACCAUGAUUAGCUAGUUGUCAAUAAACAAAAUGUGGUUGAAGCAUGCAUGACUUUGUACUUGGGUAACAUAUAAACAUCUGCAAUACAAUUUGGACAUUGAUUAUUCAAUAAA
Erigeron canadensis is the source of this 1814-nucleotide messenger RNA. RefSeq names its product APETALA2-like protein 3. Bases 184 to 1539 code for a protein of 451 amino acids. The transcript is spliced from 11 exons. Gene Ontology annotation, molecular function: DNA-binding transcription factor activity; DNA binding. Gene Ontology annotation, biological process: regulation of DNA-templated transcription. Lineage: Eukaryota; Viridiplantae; Streptophyta; Magnoliopsida; Asterales; Asteraceae. The record is from RefSeq and is a predicted model, not a curated record.